Molecule: messenger RNA, 300 nt
Organism: Angiostrongylus costaricensis
Lineage: Eukaryota; Metazoa; Nematoda; Chromadorea; Rhabditida; Metastrongylidae
Source: the annotation of a GenBank genome assembly
AUGGAAAAUUACGACAAGAUACGAGUAGUAGGACGUGGAGCGUAUGGUGUUUGUUGGCUCUGCAGAAGGCGAGAAGAUCCGCUAGCUCAGAAGGUGAUCGUAAAGACCAUUUUCAUCCAUGGAAUGAGUGCCGACGAAGAGAAAUCCAUUAUGGGUGAAGUGAAGCUACUACAGAAGAUGCAUCAUCCAAUGAUCAUAGGUUACUAUGAUUACUUUGUUUUCGAAAAUCAACUAGCCAUUGUUAUGCAAUACGCCGAAGGAGGUACGAUGGAAAAACUCGUGCAAGAUCAAAAAGGUUAG